Messenger RNA from Closterium sp. NIES-65, 1098 nucleotides. Lineage: Eukaryota; Viridiplantae; Streptophyta; Zygnematophyceae; Desmidiales; Closteriaceae. The record is from the annotation of a GenBank genome assembly.
AUGGCUCAGAAAGAGAUUCAGAAGGCGGGGUCACGCACCAUCUUCUCGGAGAACGAGACAUCAUCGACACACUCAUCAAAAAGGUGUGAACCACCCUGCUUCCCCAUAUCCAAUUCCCUUCUUCCCCCCAUCCUCUUCCCUGCUUCACCCCAUCCCCUUCUCUUCUUCCCCCCAUCCCCUUCCCUACUUCCCCAUGUUCCCUUCCCUGCUUCCCCCCAUCCCCUUCCCUUCUUCCCCCUAUACCUUUACUUGCUUCCCCCCAUCUCCUUCCCUGCUUCCUCCCAUCCUUUCCCUUCUUCCCCCCAUCCCAUUACCUGCUUCCCCCCAUCCCCUUCCGUGCUUCCCCCUAUCCCCCCUGCUUGGCCCCAUCCCCUUUCCUGCUUCCCCUCAUCCCCUUCCCUUCUUGCCCCCAUCCCUUUACCUGCUUUCCGGUCUCCCCUUCCCUACUUCCCCGUGUCCCCUUCCCUGCUUUCCCAUGUCCCUUUCCCUGCUUUCUCAUGUCCCCUUCCCUGCUUCCCCGUAUCCCCUUCGACAUCACUCACACGCACCACUUGUCUGCUCUUCAUAUUCUCCCUCAGAUUCCUCCUCAUAUGUCCUGUCGAACCCUGGUCACCACUUUGCCUAUCUACAUGCCUGCCGGCGUUUGAUCAGUAUGCGUGUCUUUCUACCUACGUGCAUGCCUGCGUAAGCUCCAUGACGUGCCCACAGACAAAAAGUGGGAGCGGGGGUGGGGGCAGUGGGGAGCUGCGAGGAGGACAAGGAGGAGCAGCCACGCCUAGCGCUGGCGGCUUCCAUGGAGGGGCAUACAGAGGAAGAGGGGGCCAAGGCGGGAAGGUGGGCAAGGUGGGGAGCAAGGAGCAACAAGGGGCGUGGGUAGGAGGGGCAGCGGACGAGGAGGUUGAGUUACCAGAGGAGCGCGUAGUGCGCAUUCCAGCCUGCCAUCGCAUUGUCAUUCAUGCUGGGAAGCAGAUCUACGACUGGACCCGUCCCGAGGUGAACCCCUCGGUGCACCCCUCGGCGCACGGCCACGCCGGUCAUGGAGAAUCAGCAGCCCAUGGCACACUUCGGCGGGUUAUGCGAGAUAAGGCGCGCAGCUAG